UUUCUUUUGUGCAGCUAUCUUCGACGGUGCCCUGGCAUAAGUAUGGAAUUCCAUAUCUGCCGUCGUCCGUCGCAUUGCCCUGGCAUAGGUAUGGAAUUCCAUAUCUGCCGUCGUCCAUCGCAUUUUGCUUUUUGUUGUGUCCCAAUUCUGCCAUUUACCAGUUCCAAACCUGCCAUUUUGAUCCCGAAAUGCAUACUGCCCUCAUGCGGCAUGAUGCUCGUCUUUGUUCGGAUCCUUUGACGUAGAGGCGAUCGACCUGUGGCGCAUGAGAAGUAACAAUAACAUCAAUUUUCUACAUCACACAUGUCAUGCAAUUGGGCCUACGCAGAAAUCAAAACCAAGGGCAGAUUCCUAGUAAAUGAAUCAUGCAGGUCUGAUGUUUGGAUGGUCCCAACAACAGUACUACCAUUGGGAAGCUCCAGACCAGCUACCAGAGAGUCACUGGACACCAGAAGGAAGGCUGUAGCUGAGCUGAUUUACAUGUAUAUGUACUUCAGCAUUGACACCAUAAGUAUGCAAGGAAUAUGCGGACAAGUUCUGGUCAUAAUGUUUAUGGUCAGACUCUUCCUUUGUUCAUUUGCUGAAAACACUGAAGGUGAUAUCAAAUGCAAUGAUCUUCAAGCAGGACAGUAUUUGUGUGAGGACCCAGAAAUAGAUCCAGAGACACAGGCUGCCGUAAACUGUCCACCAGACAGGUUAAUCUCAGUCAGCUGCAUGCCAGUGGCUGGUACUCAGUGUGACGGUGAGAUUUAUAAUGGUUCUGCAAUAGCACCAGGUCUAAAGAGGACAGUUCCCUGUAGAUACACGACCGGAUACUCGUACUCUACCUCCCUACUUCUCUCCAUAUUUCUGGGGAUGUUUGGUGUGGACCGCCUCUAUCUUGGCUACCCUGCUAUUGCUGUGCUCAAGUUCUGCACUGUUGGUCUUCUCUUCAUCGGCCAUUUCCUAGAUGUCAUACUCAUAGCUAUGCAGGUUGUAGGUCCUGCAGAUGGCUCUGAUUACACCCUUGAUUAUUAUGGACCUAGGCUUCAGAAGACAUCGAUGGACAAUUAUACAUAUUACAAGCCCAUAACUGACUGAACCAUUCAGAGUUGCCAAGGAAGCAGCAUGCAUCUCAGGUUGGCAUGGCAGCCGCAUCAACCUGAUCCCGAAGAGAGUCCUCCGUGAUCAGGCACUCUCAGUGUUUGAGAUGUGAUGGAAUAUCAUCAAACAUGACACCACAUGAUACUAAGACUGAAGAUAGAUGUGCCGGUGCAGAGAAAAGAGAAAAUGACCCCUUCAGAGUAGAAAAGUGGAACAAUAGAUUACGUGGCUUUAGUUUGGGAGUAAAGUUGCAGCUGAGGAUAUUUCUUCGGACGAUUUAAACGUAAGAACUUGGGCCGAGCUUAUGGCUGUACUUAGCCUGAAACUUUUGUCGUAGCAUUGUAUGGCAGCAUGUAAUCACUUGGUCUUUGGGAUUUAUCAAGAGUUGAUGAAACAUUAUUCCAGCAGUGUGAGACAAGGACAUUGCUGCUGUCAAUCCUGAAUAUCUUUGACCCAGGCAGUGGCUAAGCUUUGACCACCUACCUGUGACAACCUUUAUGGUGUUAACUGUAAUCUUUCUAAGUCUUUCAAAACCCCACAGGGGAUUUUGGAGCUUCAUAAGAUUGGCCAAGGUCAAAUUUAUGGUUCCUGCCUCCAUAAUUGUAAUGGACAGUAUUAGGAGUGAGAUGAUAGAGGAAUGGUGAACAAUCUUCCACCUUCCACUGCUAAACCGAAGUGCCAAUUACAAACCUUUGAUCAAGGGUAUCAGCCCAAAAGAAACCAAUUCCACAAACACAUUAACACUAGGUAACACGGCACUAAAUUUCAUUUAGGUGUGGAGCCUAUUUAGUUUCAGUCCAUUUUCUGCAUAAGUUGAAAUUUGUGCACAUAAGGUUCAUUUCAUAAACUUUAAAGUUGACUGACUAUGCUGUUACAAGUUAAAGUGGUAUUUGAAUGAGUUUUCUUGCUUUUGAGAUGCACCUGACCUGUUUUAAUUUGUCAACUUAAAAACGUUGUUUUUAGUUUACAUUGGAUGUUUAUUUAGAUAUGUUAAGUAACUUUCAACGUUGCCAGGUUCUAGACUCAACUUUUUGGCAGGACUGAAUUUUGAGGUAUGAAAUAUUUUUCAUGAUUUUCUACGUUGAUAUCUAGGCAAUUAAUUGUAUCAAUAUAUUUUGUUCAAAGCUCAUUAGCAAGAGGAAGGUUGAAGGAAAAAAAAUCCAUAAAAAUGAAAUGGAAUCCUCCACAUUUGAGUUAAAUGACCCUUCCUGUUUAUAUAUGUUCGUUGAUAUUGACUUGUGUAAAUAGAGUUUUAUCUGAAAUGCAAACUACAUGUAUGUAUGGAAGGGGAUGGAAUGGAUUUUAAGUGUGGGUUUUCUUCCCUUUGGUAUCUAUUCCAAUCUUAGUGUAUAUAUGUACUUGUAAAAAGUUGUAUGUACAUGUUGAUUUUGUUUGUAAAAUUAUAAAUUUGCGAAAUUAAACCAAAUAUUUACCUUAUACAUGUCUGUGUGAUUGAAGGAAGAUGUUACUGAAGGAUAUUUUAGAGAGCACAGGCGCUUAUCUUUUGCUGGCGUGAGGAACAUUUUGAAGCGUGUACAUAUUUUCAGGCAGAACUUACAUGUAAUCAAUAACUGCUUAUUACUCGGACCGACUGCCCAAUUUAUUGCAUUAAUGAAAAUAAACAAAAUUCCUAAGAAUGGGUGCUUUGUGGGCCUGAGGAGCUGAUCAGAACUUAUG
Messenger RNA from Acanthaster planci (crown-of-thorns starfish), 2760 nucleotides. RefSeq names its product TM2 domain-containing protein biscotti-like. The record is from RefSeq and is a predicted model, not a curated record. Lineage: Eukaryota; Metazoa; Echinodermata; Asteroidea; Valvatida; Acanthasteridae.